UUCGUAGUUUGUGUGUACUUUGAUUGAAUUAUUUACGCGUGAUUCACUAACUGGAUUACAAAGAUCCUUUAAUUACUCAAUUAAACUGAUUAAUAAUGGCGUUGAGCGCUAAAGCGGAAGAUUACUUCCGUACAAUGAACCCGCUGGCCGCAAAAAUGUACGAAGACAUUUGUGAGGCGAAAAACUCUUAUGAAAACAUCUGGGAUACGCUUACUGAAAAGGAAAAGACUGAAAUACUUAACGAAUCAAUCAUAAAACCUGAGAUCUCUCUAAAAUACGCUCUACUUGACACACUAGAGUUCGAUUUAGACAACCCGCCGGUCCGCAAAGAUGACCUCAUGUCAUUCUUCGGUCGAGACCACGGGCAGAGGAUCAUUCAGGAUGAAAACACUUCGUAUAGAGAUGAGCAUUCCGCUCCGUUCCUUUAUCAGACAAAUAGCCAGCUGAAUCUUUGUGUAUUGAGUGAACACAGGCCACCAAAAGAGCCCCCCACAUCGCCGCCCCCCGUGAUGUCAGAACUAGCGAUGUCCCAUUCAAAGGUCGUCAGCGAACUGAAAAACGCCCUGAAAUCACACGAUAUUCUGAAGUAUAAAGAGCCUCAAGAGAAAGACGCUUCGCCUGGAUUCAUUACCAAAUUUAUGGGUAACUUCAAACCCAAAGACGAGGAACGCGAGUGCCUAGUGGGCGGCACGGCGGCACAAAUAGUGGCGUCUAGUGAGAACUUCUUCCGGACUAACUUCAAGAGCCCGCACUCAGAGAACAAGUUCGAGAACUAUAGAAGUAGCAUUGCGAAGAGCAGCAGUGAUCUCUCGGAAGAAAACCGCGGCCUCCUAUCAUCGAGCCAGGCGUCGUCGGGAACCGACUUCCAAUCCACAGAGACUUUGACCGACUCCGUGCCAAAGACGGGUUAUGAUUUCCUGGACAACUGGUAAUGACCGAUCUCAUACGUACUGAUGUGCUUAAAUGGGUUAAAUCUACCUAAAUUAUGGUUUAUGUCACUCACGUUUAUAGUCGAUGAUUGCUCGACAUGUUACGCUCCAUAUAUAGUCGAAACUCUUGAAAGUACCCUCAAGAAAUAUUAACUCUAUACUUAGUCAUGUUUUUAUAAAAGCACAUGUAUUUUACUUUCCUCGUAUUCGAAAUGAAAAGUAGAGUGUUUAAACCACCAUAUAACAUGUUGAAAAUUAUUGAGGGCGCCACUUUCUACGUAACUGUCACUUUUUUGACGUAAAAUGCUUAAACAUGGCAACAAUUUAGUAUGGAAUUUAUUUAGUUCCGUUUUAUUUAAUUUCUACUAUUUUAUGUCGCACUAUACCUACAUCUUUAUAUUCACCUUCAAUAGAUUUACAAAGGAAAGAAACAAUUUAUGUGAAACCAUACUAUUUAGGUACAUAUCCGACUCGCUCGCACACGCAUAGUGGCAUUGACCGCCGGCAUCAUCGGCGAGACAGCAAUAUAAUUAUGCGCGUGCGAUAGAGAAAGGAAAUGGGGGUGAACGUACGGAAAUUCUACGUGCUCAGCGUCCUUACUUUAUGCAUAGUUCUGAACUUAAUACUUAAUGUUAAUAUUAUGGAAGAUAACAUAUACUUAUCUUGCAUCCAUUGCGUUAGUAUUAUUGCUUGCCAAAUAUUAAAAUUAGUUAUACUAAUCAGUGGUAGGCCUGUCGCAAUACUAAAUGUAUGUGAGAAUUAUUAGUUCACUCCUAGUCUCCGUUUUAGACUAGAUGUCACUAGUGGUCGAGUUAGAUACUCAUAUUUUAAUUACUAAAGUUAAUGUGGAGAAGACCGUCUGCCGAUUUAGUGCAUAAUUAUUUUCCAUCGUAUUUUCACGGAAACGUACGAACGUGUCUCGCUAUUUCAGUCAGUCUCGGUACAAGAAGUACUGAGGUUGACUGAAGUAGCAUGACAAAUACGAACGUUUCCGAGAAAAUACGAUGAAAAACAAUUAUGCAUUUCAUCUGUAUGAGGUAAGACCGUCUACAAGAUCUUUCGUCGCGAAGGAGCGAACCUCUUCCUUUCUGACUAUGUCUGAGCGACAAGGGCCUGACACUCUUUGAUAGAGAAAGAUAGUCUUAUUGCGAUUCCGAUAAGAGGAAAGAGAAAAUAGUGCCAUGCUUUGUCCUUAUCACCGACCGGGUGGCAUCAUAGGUAGGAGGCGAUGGCGAAAUACCGAAAUUUAUAAGAGUGAAAGAGAAGAAAUCCUAUGCUGCCAAAAUUUUAUAUGAAUAUUCUUUCUCUUACCCCCGGUCGCUCGGUGGCGCGUCUAUAACUACUUGUAUAUACUAUGUUUAUGAUAAGCGAAGUACGUAUUCAAAUACGAGAUUUCUUGCUGUAUGGCCUAUGACGGUCUUACCAACCAAAAAAAAUAUAUGCCGGUCUUCACCACAUUGAACGUAUAAGUUUAUUUUAGGUAUUUAAUAUGUAUUAUUAUAUUAAAAAUGAAACUUCUUCCUGUAAUAAACCUUAACUGAGUGCGUUAAGGUUGCUAUUUCAAUGACAAACCAGGGUUUCUAAAUAGAUAGUUUUUUAUUAAGGACCAUCAUGAUUGAAAUGUCUAUGGUUCACGAAUAAAAUUCUCUAUAGCCAAGGAUAUACUAAAACACACCUGAUUGUCAGUAGAAAAAGGCGCGAAAUUAAAAUUGUCUAUGGGAGACCAACCCUUCGCGCCUGCGUUUUUUAAAUUUGCCGCCUUUUUCUAUACAAAGUGGCUGUACCAGAGUAUAUUUAUUAUUGGCCAUAGACAUAGGAUCAGAAGCGAGCCACCUAAAAAAGCCCGGCGGGCCGCGGUAGCAGUGACGUCAGCGACG
Messenger RNA from Cydia strobilella, 2806 nucleotides. RefSeq lists its product as uncharacterized. The transcript is spliced from 5 exons. NCBI's taxonomy places the organism in Eukaryota, Metazoa, Arthropoda, Insecta, Lepidoptera, Tortricidae. The record is from RefSeq and is a predicted model, not a curated record. The coding region runs from base 96 to 932 and encodes 278 amino acids.